AUGGGCCCAUCGAUUUGGAUACCCUGUGCAACCUCGAAACAGGGUGAAGGCGUGAGCUGGUCUCACAUACAGCCAUCACUCCGCAGCGCGCCAUGCGACACUCUCAUCAUCUUGAAUUGCUGCUUUGCGGCAAAUGCUGUCUUGGGUGGCAUGAAGGGCACCAACGAGAUUCUCGCAGCCUCAGACCGCCAUAGUUAUGCAUACACACGCGAAGGCUCUUUUCUGAGAGCGCUGAUUGAAGUCCUAGCGAAAUUAAAGGAUACCAGGUCCAGCUUGACAAUCAACAUGCUAAGAGAUCGACUCGAUGAUUACAAUAAAAUCGACAGAGAGAAGGGGACAAGAAUUGCUUCACCAUACCACAAAAGAUACCCAAACCUGGAUCAUCCCAGCAUCAAGCUCCAGGCUUUGCUGAACUCAAACACCCCGGUCGAGCGCCCGACAGCCUCGACGCAGAUCCCCUACCCGGCUUCAUUUUAUGUGAAAGUAUCUCUUGACUCUCCUGGCAACGCGUCGUUGGACGAAUGGACUUCGUGUUUUGCGAGCGCAAAUUACCCCAAUGCCAUCAAGGAGUUGUACUUUUAUACUGAGCAGUCCCUGCGGAAUGGGCUGAUGGCAGAUGAUGGUAAAUGA
Messenger RNA from Exophiala oligosperma, 630 nucleotides. RefSeq lists its product as uncharacterized. The coding region runs from base 1 to 630 and encodes 209 amino acids. Lineage: Eukaryota; Fungi; Ascomycota; Eurotiomycetes; Chaetothyriales; Herpotrichiellaceae. The transcript has 2 exons. The record is from RefSeq and is a predicted model, not a curated record.